Molecule: messenger RNA, 2392 nt
Organism: Daphnia carinata
Lineage: Eukaryota; Metazoa; Arthropoda; Branchiopoda; Diplostraca; Daphniidae
Product: sodium- and chloride-dependent GABA transporter 1-like
Exons: 18
Coding region: 77-2053 (658 amino acids)
Biological process (GO): sodium ion transmembrane transport
Cellular component (GO): membrane
Source: RefSeq, a predicted model, not a curated record
AGCGCACGUGAUAAUACUUGUUGUUGACGAGUAACAGACUAUCCCGAAAAGCCGAGAGGUUUUAAACGUGGGGGAAAUGAAUAUUGAAUUUGUCAACGAUGGUUUUGAGCUAUAUGAAAACCCAAGUAUUGCAAAGAUCGAGGGCGAUGAGGCGACUAAGCCGCAUUCGGAAUCGCCUUCUAAUGGAACAAAAAGCCAAAACUUACCUUCGGAUAUGCUGGAGUGCGAAAAUUGUCCUGUUUUUCUUUCGAAGCCAUCGACGACUCUGUUAGUUGCAAAUUCAGAGCCCGAUAUCCGGCAUCAGGAAGAAAAAAUCGAAAAAGUCAAUGAUGUGGGAAACGAAGGAGAGGAGCGCGGGGGAUGGAGCAACAAGCUUGAUUUCCUGUUCUCUUGCAUAAGUGUCUCGGUAGGAUUGGGCAACAUUUGGCGUUUUCCUUAUCUUUGUUACAAAAAUGGCGGGGGAGCAUUUCUGAUAGCGUACUUUGUUGCCAUGGUAUUUUGUGGCAUUCCGAUAUUCUACGCAGAAGUUGCAUUAGGACAAUAUUUAGGAGUUGGGGGUAUGACAUUUAUUGGCCAAUUAGUGCCUAUUAUGAAAGGUGUGGGUUUUGCAACCAUGGUUGUGGUCGUACUGAUCGACAUUUAUUACACCAUUAUCAUCGCUUGGACCCUAUUCUACUUGAUUGCGUCGUUCAGCGCUUUACCUAGUCUUCCCUGGGCGGGUUGUGAUAAUGCAUGGAAUACACCGAAUUGUUACGUCCCGACUGACGUUGCGAAUCUGACGUAUGGGAUCAGCCUUACCAACUCAUCAGUGUCUGCAGUCGAAGAAUUUUGGACUGAGCGAGUUUUAGGUAUCACAGAUGGCAUCGACAAUUUGUCUUCUGUGCGUUGGGAACUGUUUGGAACGUUGGUAUUGGCAUGGAUUCUUGUUUACUUCAUCAUCUGGAAGGGCUUAAAUGAAAGCGGUUACAUAGUCUGGUUUACAGCCUUGUUUCCCUACGUUAUACUUUUGGUGCUUCUUGUUCGAGCAGUUACGCUGGAAGGAGCGGAGAUUGGAUUGUUGUACUAUAUCACCCCGAAAUGGGAUCUCUUGCUGACUGCUGGGCCUUGGAUUGAUGGCACAACCCAAAUCUUCUUCGCCUAUAGCAUCGGGACCGGAGCCUUACCCGCACUAGGUUCAUAUAACACGUUUAAAUAUAACUGCUUCAGGGACGCCAUGAUAACUUGCCUAGUGAACACGGUGACAUGUUUGAUUGCAGGAAUCGUUACGUUUGCAAUUCUUGGAACAAUUGCGCAUGCUACCAAUGCCAGUAUUGAUUCGGUGGUGAAUUCCGGGCCUGGCCUUGUUUUUAUUACAUAUCCAGAAGUAGUUCUACGCCUUCCAGGAGCGCCAGCCUGGGCAGUACUUUUCUUUAUUAUGCUUGCGAUUUUAGGAAUCGAUUCAGAAUUUUGUAAUGUCGAAUCUUUCGUUACUGGACUUAGCGACAACUGGCCGGAAAAAUUACGAAAAAAUAGAAAAUUCUUCACGUUUUUGUGUGUGUUAAUGAUGUUUCUUCUGGAUAUUCCCAUGAUAACUCAGGGUGGUGUUUACAUAUUUCAGUUGAUGGACUAUUAUUCGGCCAGCGGGAUGUCUAUGCUGUUCCUUGUAUUUUUCCAAACAAUUUCUAUAGCAUGGAUAUUUGGCACUAGCCGCUUCUGCGACUGCAUUGAACAGAUGUCCGGUAGCAAACCGUCUUGGUUCUUCUACGUUUGCUGGUCUUUCUUUGGCCCCCUUGUUAUGGCAAGUGUAUUUUUAUUUUACGUCAUCCAAUAUAUCCCAGUAACAUACGGUGAAAACUACCAAUACCCUUGGUGGGCUGAAGCCAUUGGAAUCACCAUCAGCUUGUCUUCCAUGUUAUGGAUUCCUGGUUAUGCUGUCUACUACAUCGUAACGACUCCGGGAGCGCUAAGAGAAGUAUUGGCUAAAGGGGUUACGCCUGUUUGCAAGCCCAGAAGUGGAGCUCCACCAUUACCACCUACCGCGGGCGUAGCCAAAAAACUUAGUGAUGUUUUAUAGUGUGUCAUACGUCCUAAGUUCACAUAGCCAGCUUCAAACUGCUUCCCCUGGAGCCGUAUGUCAUACCGAAAUAUAACAAAAGCGUUGGCAUGAUAUCAGGUAGGCGACGUAAGUGACGAUGAAGGUAUUCAACAGUGUAAUCUACAUAAGAAUGGAAAGUAAGCGAACUAAGCUAUUUUUUGAGUACGCAAAAUGUAAUAGGCUAUCCUUAGGUACUGUUUCACAAAUUUGGCGUAAUUUUUGAGCCCAAACCGAGUAUUCUAGUAUUAUAUACUUAGACGUGAAAUAGUUUUUAAAAGUUCUGUCGUUUAAACUGUAAAAUCCCUAAUAAUAGCUCAU